Molecule: messenger RNA, 2004 nt
Organism: Fundulus heteroclitus (mummichog)
Lineage: Eukaryota; Metazoa; Chordata; Actinopteri; Cyprinodontiformes; Fundulidae
Product: ribose-phosphate pyrophosphokinase 2
Exons: 7
Coding region: 201-1157 (318 amino acids)
Biological process (GO): purine nucleotide biosynthetic process; 5-phosphoribose 1-diphosphate biosynthetic process
Cellular component (GO): ribose phosphate diphosphokinase complex; cytoplasm
Molecular function (GO): magnesium ion binding; ribose phosphate diphosphokinase activity
Source: RefSeq, a predicted model, not a curated record
UUAUUUCCUCUCUGCCGAGUGUCUUCCGCGCGCUGCAACUGUGCCAUGCUCGAGCUCCAGCAGUAGCAGGCUCCUUCCCCCCCACGUCUUCAUCACCCCGUGGGGAGACCCCCCCUCCCUCUUCAUAUUUUCCGCGAUCUCCUCCGUCGCUUUGUUUUUAACCCGGCCGCACCAGGCUCCUUUAUUUAAUUUCUUCGGACAUGCCUAACAUCGUGCUUUUCAGCGGGAGCUCCCAUCACGACCUGUCCCAGAAAGUGGCCGAUCGCCUCGGGCUGGAGCUGGGGAAGGUGAUCACCAAAAAGUUCAGCAACCAGGAGACAUGCGUGGAAAUCGGGGAGAGCGUCCGCGGCGAGGACGUCUACAUCAUCCAGAGCGGCUGCGGCGAAAUCAACGACAACCUGAUGGAGCUGCUGAUAAUGAUCAACGCCUGCAAGAUCGCCUCGUCGUCCCGCGUGACCGCCGUCAUCCCCUGCUUCCCGUACGCCCGGCAGGACAAGAAGGAUAAGAGCCGAGCCCCCAUCUCGGCCAAGCUGGUGGCCAACAUGCUGUCUGUGGCCGGCGCCGACCACAUCAUCACCAUGGACCUCCACGCCUCGCAGAUCCAGGGAUUCUUUGACAUCGCGGUGGACAACCUGUACGCUGAGCCCGCUGUCCUGCAGUGGGUCAAAGAGAACAUUCCUGAGUGGAAGGACUGCAUCAUCGUGUCCCCAGAUGCCGGCGGAGCAAAGCGCGUGACGUCCAUCGCCGACCGCCUCAACGUGGACUUCGCCCUCAUCCACAAGGAGAGGAAGAAGGCCAACGAAGUGGACCGCAUGGUGCUGGUCGGCGACGUGAAGGACCGCGUGGCCAUCAUGGUGGACGACAUGGCGGACACGUGCGGCACCAUCUGCCACGCCGCCGACAAGUUGAUCGACGCCGGCGCCACCAAGGUCUACGCCAUCCUCACGCACGGGAUCUUCUCGGGGCCGGCCAUCUCCCGCAUCAACAACGCGCCGUUCGAGGCGGUGGUGGUGACCAACACCAUCCCGCAGGAGGAGAAGAUGAAGGCGUGCCCAAAAAUACAGGUCAUCGACAUCUCCAUGAUCCUGGCCGAGGCCAUCAGGAGGACCCACAACGGCGAGUCGGUGUCGUACCUCUUCAGCCACGUGCCUCUGUGAGGAAGAACAACCCCGCCGCCUCAUCAUCCUCCUCCUCCCACCAGACCACUCGGUCGGCACUUUCUGGCCUCUCACGUCCGGCAGCGAGGCUCCAGGCGGCCGUGACGCGUUCAGCAGACAAGACCAAGUUUGGAUUCAUGACUUCACUCUGUUUCCUGUUAGUUUCCUCCUUUAUCUGCAGCAGGGACCACCCCCCCCCCCCCCCCCCGCCCCCCGCUUUAACCACGUGGUCCAUCACACCAUUUCAUUCAUGUCUUAGUUUUACCUCUUUUUAAAGCCAGCUUUACUCAUGCCUUCCUCUCUGUUGUAUCAUGAAAACGUUUUAGGCAGCGUUUGCUUUAGCGCCUCCUGGUGGUGUCUCAGUUUUCAUUUUAUUUUUUCAUUUUAUUUUAUUUUUUUCAGCCUCACCAAACGUUGCUGUCAUGACUUUGCAUGACUUCCCCUCUGAUCUAAUCCUUUCUAAUUGUACUAAAAUUGUUCCUAAGACUAACCCAGGGGUUGUUGGCAGGUGCUUGGCCUGCUCUCUCUCCUACAAAUAAAAGGUCAUGAGAAGUGAUGGAGUCCAAAGCUUUUGUCGUUUUUACCUUUAUUAUUAUUAUUAUUAUUUCUUUUUUUUCCUUUUUCGUAGUGUUUAGAAUCCAGGCCCAAUUUGUUUGUAAAGCGGUGUCAUUAAACCAGCUGUAAUGGGUCAUUUUUGUUCAGUAAAGGCAGGUUUCACAGUGUGCCUGAAAGUGGCUUUAAAGGUGAUUAAAACAAAGAAAUGUGAUGAUUACUAUUUUUUUUUUUUUAUGUGCCACGGUAAAAGCUGUUUCUUUUUAAUAAUAAAGAUCUGAAAAUUGCAAACCGA